AUGCUCCAGGAACUGCGCACAUCCAUGAAAGCUGACUUCCAAACAGAAGUCACUGACAUCCGCAAAGAAAUGCUGGAAGUGGGAGCAUGUGUGAACGCUCUGGAAGUCAAGGCGGAUGAACUCUGUCUGGCUAAUGAUGCAAUGAUGGAGAAAAUCUGUAGAAUGGAAGUAGAUCUGGAAGACCGCUCCCGCUGCAACAACAUCCACGUGCGCGGUGUGCCAGAGACAAUACCAAGCGAGGAGCUGCCAAAUUACUUGCAACAGCUCUUUCGGGCAAUACAACCUUCCCUGGAACCUGCAGACCUCAUGGACAGGGCACAAAGAGUACCAAAACCCAAAAACCUAGCACAAGAUGUGCCCAGGGACAUAGUAACCAGACUCCACUAUUAUAGCUCUAAAGAAGCCAUAUUGACGGCACAAAGGAAAGCCUUGACGAUGCCACCUUCCUACGAUGGAAUAUCCCUUUACACUGACUUAUCACCAACGACUAUGUCCAGAAGAAGGGACUUUAUUAAUAUAACUAAGUGCCUCUGCAACCACAAACUCCUGAUCUGGCGAAUGCGCUCCCUCACAAAGCUUGAAGACCCAGCCCACGGCAUGGACAAGAUCAGAGCCUGUUUCCUGAGAAGCAGAUGA
Molecule: messenger RNA, 636 nt
Organism: Pelobates cultripes (western spadefoot toad)
Lineage: Eukaryota; Metazoa; Chordata; Amphibia; Anura; Pelobatidae
Source: the annotation of a GenBank genome assembly